This is a messenger RNA of Daphnia pulicaria, 1831 nucleotides long. RefSeq names its product mitochondrial tRNA-specific 2-thiouridylase 1-like. Gene Ontology annotation, cellular component: mitochondrion. Lineage: Eukaryota; Metazoa; Arthropoda; Branchiopoda; Diplostraca; Daphniidae. Gene Ontology annotation, biological process: tRNA wobble position uridine thiolation. Gene Ontology annotation, molecular function: sulfurtransferase activity. The record is from RefSeq and is a predicted model, not a curated record. The transcript has 6 exons. The coding region runs from base 145 to 1374 and encodes 409 amino acids.
CCGUAGUGCAAUUCAACAUGCAGACGACACGAAUGCUAUUCGUAUAUGGCCAGCGCUUUAUGAGUUUUGACUUUUUUCAAAUUAAAUUAUUUUAGAAUAGUUAUCAGUUUGAUACGACAAAUAGGUCAAACAAAAGUGUUUUUCAUGAUUGUUAUAAAUAGAAUAAGGAGAGUAGUAUGCGGUGUAUCUGGCGGAGUAGAUUCUUCUGUAGCGGCCUUAUUAUUGAAGAAGAAAGGUUAUGAUGUUGUUGGAGUAUUCAUGAAAAACUGGGAUGGAAAGGAUGAAUUGGGAGUCUGUCAAUCGGACAAGGAUGUUGAAGUUGCUGAGCGGACUUGUAAGAUUCUCAAUAUUCCAUUUUUUGAAGUUAACUUUGUUAAAGAGUACUGGAAUCAUGUGUUUGAGAAUCUUCUGCAAGAUUACCAAGCAGGAUUAACUCCAAAUCCAGACAUCCUUUGCAAUUAUCACAUCAAAUUUGAUUUAUUCUUUGACUAUGCCAAGGAAAAGUUGGGUGCUGAUUUUGUGGCUACUGGACAUUAUGCUAGAUCAUCACUUGGGAUAAAUUCUGUUGAAACAGAAUCUGAAAAUACAAAAUUGCUCACUUCUCGUGAUGACUUCAAAGAUCAAACAUUUUUCUUAAGCCACAUCAAACAAAGUUCAUUAAAGAAAACCCUUUUUCCAAUUGGUGGUUUAUUAAAAAGUGAGGUUCGAAAGUUAGCCAGCGAUAAUGGGCUUGAGCAUGUAUCAAAUAGGCAAGACAGCACUGGCAUAUGCUUCAUCGGACGGCGAAAUUUCCAAGAAUUCAUUUCUGAGUACGUACCCAACAACCCCGGCCCUUUUAUCGAUGUUGACACUGAUGAGGAGGUGGGACAACAUUUAGGUAUUCACAUGUGGACAUUGGGCCAGCGAUGCCGCAUAGGUGGCUGCCUCAAGCCAUACUUUGUGGCCUCCAAGCAACCAGAAACGCGAACUAUAUUCGUGGCGUCCGGUACAAACCAUCCUGCUUUGUUUUCGAAUGCGUUCCUUUCCAGCACUCCACACUGGAUUCACUCCACUCCGGGAGAGUUACAAGAAAAUAAUACUUUUGAUUGCUUUUUUCGAUUUCAGCAUACAAAACCAUUGACGGCGGCUCAAAUCGCAGUUCAUCAAUCCGGCCUCAUUGUGACUCUAGAUCGACCCACCCGCGCUCUUACUCCUGGCCAGUACGCCGUAUUUUACUCGGGUCAAGAGUGCCUUGGUUGUGCUCGCAUAGUCCAAAAUCUGAACAAUGGUUGGCAUAAUUGUAUGACAGAAACGUCCAUCUCUUCCAUGUACGAUAGGUUUUCUGAAGGGAAAAACCCUAGUCCCUCUAUAGUGCCUGGGGCAAAAUUCGUGUAAAUAUCACGCUACUACAGGAGUAUAAAUUCAGCGGUGAUUUUGUUACGUGGUAAGGAGGUGGUUCCGCAAAAUGUUUCCCAUCUCCCAAGUCCUAACCGUCCGUACCUGGCCGUGCCUUGUCAUACUAAGAGAUACUUGAAUUUCGUGCGGAAAGUAAAGAAAACAACCGCUGCAGCGCCUCGAGGAUAAUGUCUGAGUUGAACUAGUGAAGGGAGUCUAGCGAGGGGCAAGCGACUGAACAGGUUAGUCAGCCGGAUACAAGGCCGCUGAACGCACACGAAUCUAGAAGUUCUUACUACCAGUGAGGAUUGGGGAGAAGCAAUUGCGCAACAACUUUUUGUACAGAUUAUUUCGCAUUGUUUGUGCAUCGAAAACAAUUGACAGUUUGUGAAGUGUUAAUGAAAUGAUAGUGUCGAAAUAAAAUCUCAUAUCACAAGGGCAUAAAGUGAUGAAGUUA